Wyeomyia smithii (pitcher-plant mosquito) is the source of this 744-nucleotide messenger RNA. RefSeq names its product dynein light chain Tctex-type protein 2B-like. The record is from RefSeq and is a predicted model, not a curated record. NCBI's taxonomy places the organism in Eukaryota, Metazoa, Arthropoda, Insecta, Diptera, Culicidae. Gene Ontology annotation, molecular function: dynein intermediate chain binding. The coding region runs from base 153 to 596 and encodes 147 amino acids. Gene Ontology annotation, cellular component: cytoplasm; cytoplasmic dynein complex. Gene Ontology annotation, biological process: microtubule-based movement. The transcript is spliced from 2 exons.
UACUUGUUUCCCGGGAAACAAGAUCAAAACCAAACAAAAUAAUAGUAUUUGAAACACAGGAAAUACAUUACUUUUAUUAUAUUUUUUAUAAUAAACUGAGAUAAUAAUACAAGCUGUGUUAUAAAGAUAAAAAGUGAAGGUCAGUGCGCAAAAUGCUACAGCAAGAGCAAUUGGUAAAGAUUGACCGGCCCUGCCCGGAUCCGGAUCCAAAAGUGGCUGCCGAAGAAACACCACCACCUGCUCCCAGUUCCUAUCAGAUGAGACCUUCGUUGGAGCAGACCUUCAAAUCGGAAAAAAUCAAACAGAUCAUUAGCACGCUGCUGAACGAUACUUUAAGCGGAAAAACGUAUACCGCAGUGGAUGCGGCCCGGUGGACAAAAUCCCUAGCUGAUGAAAUCAGCCUGAAGGUAAAGGAUCUAGAAAUGAAACGGUACAAGCAUGUAGUGCAGGUCAUGCUAGGUCAGCAGCUGGGGGCCGGUUGUAAAUACAUAGCGCGAUGCCGAUGGGAUGCAGAGUGUGAUAAUCAAGCCUCCGGUGAAUUCAAAAACGCCACAAUCUUCUGUAUUGUCACUGUGUUCGGGUUAUAUUUGUAUUGAUGCUUGAACAGAACAAUCAGCAACUAGUCGACCGGGCGUGGCAGUAAUUAAUUUGAAAGAUUGAGAUUGUGUGUGAUUUUAGUUUAAUUUGAGCAUUGCUAGAAGUCUAUCGGUGAUACUUUAUAAAUAUGAAAAUCGGCAGCAGAAA